This is a messenger RNA of Mauremys mutica (yellowpond turtle), 2107 nucleotides long. RefSeq names its product thyroid hormone receptor interactor 6 (gene TRIP6). The coding region runs from base 250 to 1971 and encodes 573 amino acids. Lineage: Eukaryota; Metazoa; Chordata; Testudines; Geoemydidae. Gene Ontology annotation, biological process: positive regulation of non-canonical NF-kappaB signal transduction. The transcript has 10 exons. The record is from RefSeq and is a predicted model, not a curated record.
CCCACAGGAAGUGGUAGGAAUUCCCAUCCCCACGUGACCCCUCUGGAAUGUGGUGAUGUCACCGAGGGGUCCAUUAAAAAAGUUUUUGGGGAGUGAGGAGAAAAAAAAAACUUUUGUGGGGAGUUUCGGAGCCGGCGGGAUCCGGAGCCUCCGGGACCCUCCUCCCCGCCAGGGACCCUUCCCCCCCCCCACGAGUGGGGCAGGGCAGGAGGGGUUGGGACCCCCCCACAGCUGAGCCAGGUCCGCGAGAUGUCCGGUCCCACCUGGCUUCCCCCCAAGCAGCUGAGCUCUUCGGGGUCUCCCGGCGUCUCGGUCUCGGCUCCGGCGCUCUGCAAACCCCAGAAGAAAUACGCCCCGGUCCCCGCGCCCCCCAGGCCGGCCCCCCAGGAGCAGAACGGGGGUGGCAUGAGCGGGCCGAGCUACCAGCCAGCGGGCCCUGGUAAAUACCCAUUUUGGUCUGAUCCAGGCAGCCUCCCCUCCCGUUCCCUGCCCUCUGGUUUCGGCCCCGAGCGUCAUUACCCAGCACCCCCUGGAGCCAAGGAUGAGCCGGGGGCACCCUGGGGUGGACGCGGGUACCACAUGCAGGGGUCCGCCCUAGACCCGGGGCCGCCCCGCCCCUCCAGCAUCGACGCCCAGAUCGACUCGCUCACCAGUAUGUUGGCGGAUAUGGAGAGCGCCGGCCCGCAACGCCGGGGGGACAGGCAGAACUUCGACGCCGUCCCGUACCCGUCGGCCUCUGGCCCCCCGCAGCCCGGCCCCCCCAAAAUGCCCGGCCCCUACAAGCCAGGCUCCUUCGCCCCCAAGAACUCGCCCUACGGUCUGUCACCCCAACCUGCCACCUCCACGGCUUCCUCUGGGCCGUCGCCGCAGUACGGCGCUGGCUACCCGCGGGUGCCCCCCGGGCACAAGCCCUACCCGCAGCCCACGCCCGCGUCCUACACCACAUCGGCGGGGCCGGCCUUUAACGUCCAGGUCAAAGUGGCGCAGCCGGUGCUGGGUUACGGCCAACCGAGGCACCGGGCCGAGCAGGCCUAUGCCCCCCCCUCGCCCCGAGCUGGCCGCGGGGCCCCGUACGCCGGGGAGGAGGGCUGGUAUCUGGAGCCGGGGGGUUACGGCAAGAGGCCAGGCAAGGGGGAGAGCUAUGGGGCUGGGGGGCUGGCCAAGCCGGGGGAGGCGGCCGGGGGUCCGUACCAGGCUGCCGCCGGGACCCCGGGCAAGGAAGAGACGGCGGUGACGGGGAAGGUGCCCCCGGGUGGCGGAGGAGGAUACCAGCACCAGGCCCCCCCGAGCCGCCCGGAGGAGGAGCUGGACAGACUGACCAGGAAGCUGGUGCACGACAUGAAUCACCCGCCGGCGGGGGAAUACUUCGGGCGCUGCGCCCGCUGUGGGGAGAACGUGGUGGGGGACGGGACGGGCUGCGUGGCCAUGGACCAGGUCUUCCACGUGCCCUGCUUCACCUGCACCACCUGCCACGCCCGGCUGCGCGGCCAACCCUUCUACGCCAUGGAGCGGCGGGCGUACUGCGAGGCCUGCUACGUGGUGACGCUGGAGAAAUGCUCCCGGUGCUCCAAGCCCAUCCUGGACCGGAUCCUGCGGGCCAUGGGCAAGGCCUAUCACCCCCAGUGCUUCACCUGCGUCGUCUGCCACCACUGCCUGGACGGGGUCCCCUUCACCGUGGACGCCACCAGCCAGGUGCACUGCAUCGAGGACUUCCACCGGAAGUUCGCCCCCCGCUGCUCCGUCUGCGGCAACGCCAUCAUGCCCGAGCCCGGGCAGGAGGAGACGGUCAGGAUCGUGGCCCUGGAUCGGAGCUUCCACAUUGGGUGCUACAAGUGUGAGGAGUGUGGGCUGCUGCUGUCGUCGGAGGGCGAGGGCCGGGGCUGCUACCCCCUGGACGGGCACAUCCUGUGCAAGUCGUGCAGCGCCCGGCGCAUCCAGGAGCUCUCCUCGAAGAUCACCACCGACUGCUGAGGGCUCGGGGGGGGGGGGGGCUCAGCUCCCCGCCCACCCCCUGGGUGGGGGCUCCCUCUGCCCUCACUGCCGGCAGCUGCUUCAGUAUCAGUCCGUUCGGGGUCCCCCUGAACCCUGUUUCUCCCAUCCCCCAGGG